GGAGGGCGGGGGGGUGACGAGCGAUGGUAGCUGGAAACCUGGGUUCUGGCUUCCUUGGCGGGAUGUCUUGGGCCCGCUGCCGAGCGCUACACGCGGCGCUGCGGCUCGCGGCUGGGCCGGCGAGGCGGGGGCUCAGUGCACGACCGGUGCCGCAGGAGCCCGGGAUGGAGUACCAGGAUGCUGUGCGGACCCUCAACACCCUUCAGACCAAUGCUAGCUUCCUAGAGCAAAUCAAGCAAGAACGGGGAAACCCACAGGUCCAGCUAGAAGCCAUGAAGGAUUAUUUGGUCCGAAGCGGGCUGCAGAUAGAGGAUUUAGAUCGACUGAAGAUCAUCCAUGUGACUGGGACCAAAGGGAAGGGCUCCACUUGUGCCUUCACAGAACGUAUUCUCCGUGGCUAUGGUCUGAAAACUGGAUUCUACAGCUCUCCUCAUCUGGUACAGGUCCGGGAGCGAAUCCGUAUUAAUGGUGAACCCAUCAGCCCGGAGCUCUUUACCAAAUACUUCUGGCGGCUCUACCACCAGCUAGAGGAAACUAAGGAUGACACUUGUGUCAGCAUGCCCCCUUAUUUCCGCUUCCUUACCAUCAUGGCCUUCCACGUGUUCCUCCAAGAGAAGGUGGACCUAGCAGUGGUGGAGGUUGGCAUUGGUGGUGCUUAUGACUGUACCAAUAUUGUUAGGAAGCCAGUGGUCUGUGGGAUAUCCUCUCUGGGCAUAGACCACACCAGCAUCCUGGGUGACACUAUUGAGAAGAUUGCAUGGCAGAAAGCAGGCAUCUUUAAGCCUGGAGUUCCGGCCUUCACUGUGUCCCAGCCAGACUCCCCCCUGGAAGUCCUGAAGGACCAAGCACGACAGUUGCAGUGUCCAUUGUACCUGUGCCCCUCACUAGAAGCCUUCGAGGAAGAAGCAGAGCUACUUCAACUGGGUCUGGCAGGUGAUCACCAGCGGAGCAACGCUGCCCUGGCCCUGCAGCUGGCCCGGUGCUGGCUCCAAAGACAGGGCCACAAGGGUAUUGGGGAACUGAGGGCAACCAGGCUGACCUCCCGGCGAUCUCUGCCCUUGGCUCCUGUGUUCCAUCCUACCUUGCCUAUGAAGCAGGGGCUUCGGCACACAGAAUGGCUAGGCCGAACACAGGUACUGAGACGAGGAGCCCUCACCUGGUACUUGGAUGGAGCACACACCACUAGCAGUAUCCAGGCUGGGAUAAAAUGGUUCCGCCGGGCAGUACUUAACCAGGAGAAGCCUGUCAAUGGCCCCGAGGUUCGGGUUUUGCUCUUCAAUGCCACUGGAGAACGGGAUACAGCAGCACUACUCAAACUGCUGCAGCCAUGCCAGUUUGAUUAUGCUGUCUUCUGCCCUAACCUGACUGAAAUGUCUCCUGUAGGGAAUGCAGCUAUGGUGCUGAUAAGGUCUUAUCCCACUCUUCUGUCUCCCUUUCUUCUGACUCCAACCCCCCCAGACCAGCAGAAUUUUACAGUCACCCUGGACCACAUGCUGACACGGUGUCUAGAAAACCAGAAACAGUGGAACCAGCUGGCAGAGGAGAAGGCAGGACAGGACCCCUGGUUGGCGCAGGCCCCAGAACCCAGCACUGGACCCCUGCACGGGCCUCUUCUCCUGGUCCCUCCAGCUCCUCGGCCUCUCAACACCAACUCCCUUGUCUUCAGCUGCAUUUCCCAUGCCCUGCAAUGGAUCAGCCAGGGCCGGGACCCCCACUUUCGGCCCUCUAGUCCUCCACGGGGGCUUCACUCCCACCCUGUGGCCAGUAGUGGAGCUGUCCUCCUCAAGGAAGCCUCCUCCAUCCAGGUGCUGGUCACUGGCAGUCUUCACCUGGUGGGUGGGGUCUUAAAGCUCUUGGAUCCCACCCUGUCCCAGUAAUGGGGCUGGAGCUCGUUCCUGGAGGGGAACAGUUCCCUCUGCCUGUGGCCUUUUCAUUCCCAUUCCUUCUCUUCCCCAUCUUUCCCAAACUCCUCCACUUCCGACAGGUGCCUUUUUCCUUCUGCUUUUGAACUUUCCAUGGCAUCCUGCUUUGAGGAAGGGGAAGUGAAGUGGGGAGGUGAGAGUAGGGAUGAGAAGGACCCUCCCCUUAGAAGGGAGCUGUGUGCCCCGGGUCCCUCUCCUGGGAGGCCAGGUCAGGAGUGGCAGGCUGUUUGAGCCAGGCCAGGCUCAGGUGGCCACAGCUCAUCUCACUGGAUUAAGACUGAGCAGGAUUCCUGGGUCUUAGGCCCCACAUAUCCUUCUGACUAACAAGCUGUGCUGACUAUGUAAGUCCCUUGAGGCAACACCCUGUGCCUCAGUUAUCCUGUUACUGGAAAGUGGGAGGGUGAACCUCUCCAACCACUGCUGUUACCACCCUCUCCUCCCCCCAUCCCCAGCACUGCCCUAGAGGGCACCCAGACUCUGACACCCCAGCCCCCGCCUGGGUGUCCUCGGGAGCCCGGAAGCUGUGGAGCCGGAGGCCUUCCUGGCCUGGGCCCAGUGCAUUGUGUGAGCAGGCUGGCUGGAGGCCCAGGGCCCUGCUGCUUGAUAGAUUUCCUCCUCCCUGAGGGUUCUGGGAAGGUGGUGAACCCUGACCCUGGGUGGGGUUUGGCCCUAAGAAGGGGGCGGAGCAGACUCAUGGAGUGCAAGAUGAUAAUGAGUUGAAAGCUUUUUUUUUAAUUAAAAAUCUUUUUCCAAGAGA
Molecule: messenger RNA, 2679 nt
Organism: Antechinus flavipes (yellow-footed antechinus)
Lineage: Eukaryota; Metazoa; Chordata; Mammalia; Dasyuromorphia; Dasyuridae
Gene: FPGS
Product: folylpolyglutamate synthase
Exons: 15
Coding region: 24-1877 (617 amino acids)
Biological process (GO): tetrahydrofolylpolyglutamate biosynthetic process
Cellular component (GO): cytoplasm; cytosol; mitochondrion
Molecular function (GO): tetrahydrofolylpolyglutamate synthase activity; ATP binding
Source: RefSeq, a predicted model, not a curated record